Verruconis gallopava is the source of this 1473-nucleotide messenger RNA. RefSeq lists its product as uncharacterized. The coding region runs from base 1 to 1473 and encodes 490 amino acids. Gene Ontology annotation, molecular function: pyruvate dehydrogenase (acetyl-transferring) kinase activity. Gene Ontology annotation, cellular component: mitochondrion. NCBI's taxonomy places the organism in Eukaryota, Fungi, Ascomycota, Dothideomycetes, Venturiales, Sympoventuriaceae. The record is from RefSeq and is a predicted model, not a curated record. The transcript is spliced from 2 exons. Gene Ontology annotation, biological process: protein phosphorylation; regulation of glucose metabolic process.
AUGGCAUGGCGGCCCAGAUUAAGGCCCAAACCCGCUGCCCUUGAUGUCCUGCAAUGCUGUUCCACGCGACGUCUGCCAUUGACCAGGCAUCUUGCCACUGAACAGUUCAAGCACGCCGCCCACACUGCGCCCGCUUGGAGACCGUCGGUUGCGCUGGACGAAUGGGUGCAGCGGGAUGCGAAGCCGAUCAGUCUGCGUCAAUUGACGUACUUCGGCCGUACUCUGACUGAGUCGCGGUUGCUGAGCUCUGCGAACUACGUACGCACCGAGCUGCCUACCAGGUACGACUCUCUCGUUCUCCCCUACCAAUCCAGACAGCGACGCCUUCUCUUCUCGCUAUCUCCAAAGGCUUACCAUGUCAUUGGCAACAGGCUGGCCCACCGCCUGCGUGAUAUGCAGACGCUGCCGUACGUCGUCCUCUGCAACCCGCACCUCGCACACACCUACGAGCUCUACUACAAGGCCUUCGAGCGCUUCCGACGGGUUCCCGAGAUCCAGACGCUCGACGACAAUGACCGAUACUGCAAGGUGAUCAAGGAGAUGCUGGAGAUGCACCUGUCCGUCAUCCCUCGUCUCGCCAUCGGCGUCCUUGAGGUCGAGGGCCUGAUGUCACCCGACGCUCUCGACCGCUUCAUGACGACGCUGCUAAAGUCGCGCAUCUCCCGCCGUGUCAUCUGCGAGCAGCAUCUCGCCCUGACUGAAACGUUCCACUCGCCAUGGCACUUUCCUGACGCCACCGUGCAGACUCAACACGCCGACACGGACUCUGUCGGGGAGAUAUUCCUGCGCUGCAACGGCAAGGAGAUCGUUGAGAGGUGCGCAGCCACGACAGCUAGCCUCAUGCGUGCAGCGUACGGUUCGGACUGUCCCAUCCCAGGCCUCAACAUCGUGGGCGACCCGGCCGUCACCUUCCCCUACAUCCAGAGCCACCUCGAGUACAUCAUUGGCGAGCUGCUGCGCAACUCGAUGCAGGCACUCGCUGAACAGGCACGCAAAACGGGCUCUCCGCCUCCAGAUAUUGAGGUCCUGAUCUGUGAGACUCCACAGCACGUCUUCUUCCGCUUCUCAGACCGUGGUGGCGGCAUACCAAAGGACACGUUGCCGCACCUGUGGUCCUUUAGCAAGGGACCGCGCCGCAGCGAUCGGAUCAAAAAUCUCCGCCGCGUGCCGCGUAUGGCGGCCACGAUGCAGGAGCUGCAAGCCGAGCUGGAGGGCAAACAUUCUCACUCCUCACCACACUCAGGCACCACCACCAAAUCACGCGGCUCUUCGCUAAGCAGGCUGACCAGCAGGCCGCCAGAUCUAAAACUUGGCAUCGGCCUGCCCAUGAGUAAGAUUUAUGCCGAGUACUGGGCCGGCUCGUUGGAGAUUCAUAGCUUGGAGGGAUAUGGCACGGAUGCAGUGCUGAUGAUCGGUAAAUUGGGCAAUCGAAAUGAGCAGCUGAGCACGAGGGCUUUGAUGGACUCUGUCUAG